CAAAACAAACGAGACUGUCAGAAAACAUCGAAAAAUUUGUUUUAUUCUCAAGAUUCAAUAAAUUUUUGUCCAAUGUGUUGAAUUCUUUAGUUUAUAUUUAGGUAUUAUUAUUGUAAAGCUUGUGGUUCAAUGGAUGUAGACGUUAUUCAAAAGCUAGCUCUGGCUGUAGAUCCACCGGAUGAUUAUUUCGAUCCUAAUCUACAGCCGGAAACGGGAGAACAGUAUCUGCAAAAAGUCAUCUAUGAACGAAACCACUGCCCCGCCGUUGUUGUCGUAAAACCAAACGCUGAAAGAGUACAAAAUCUGAGCGGAACAGGAGCCAUACCAGUGAGUCAAGUAAAAAACAUCGCACCCCAGGCACUGAUCCCUACCAGGGAAUGGGAGUCAAUUCAAAACAAACAAUUUGCCGAUCUGCGGAAUACCAUUACUAGCUACCGAAGCAGCUCGCGUUAUAAGGAUAAUUUGGAAAAGACGCACGUUUUCCUUAACUUUGAAAACCGCAAACAAAUGCACGAUUAUUGUGCAAACAAUCAGCCGUUUGUUCGCAUGUUGCUUAGCAUACCGCAGCGUAAUUUGGAACUGCUGCUGGAGUACCUCUACGAAUGGCUUCAGGGUGGACAAGCGACGGAUGAACAGCAGGUCGAAUGCAGAUGCUAUCGAAAGGACUGGAUAACCCAGUGGAUCUACGCUAUUUUGGCGUGUGUCAUCACUCCUUUGGAACCGUACAUACACAGUAUUUUGCGUGAUAUAGCGAAAGCCUGCAUUGCGAUACGAAACGAACUGGCCGCAGAAGAUGAACUCAAAGUACUUCCGCUGAAUCUACUGAUCUGUAUAAUAUCGAAAAACUUCAACCAGUUGGAUUUGAGCGACAAUAUGGAGUAAUACUUUCUCGUACAAUUAUUUUUGUGUUAUACUACUCAAUAGAUGAGCGAAUAAUAAGUUUUCAGUAAAAAAUUCGAAA
Topomyia yanbarensis is the source of this 961-nucleotide messenger RNA. It is a transcript of the gene Gem2, whose product is annotated as protein Gemin2. The record is from RefSeq and is a predicted model, not a curated record. Gene Ontology annotation, cellular component: spliceosomal complex; nucleus; SMN complex. The transcript has 2 exons. Gene Ontology annotation, biological process: spliceosomal snRNP assembly; spliceosomal complex assembly. The coding region runs from base 130 to 882 and encodes 250 amino acids. NCBI's taxonomy places the organism in Eukaryota, Metazoa, Arthropoda, Insecta, Diptera, Culicidae.